ACACGCGCGGCAGCAGCAGGAGCAACGGAGGAACAUUGAAAACACAGAGUCCCAAACAGGGACAGACGGGGUCCAACAACGUCCCCUGUCCGAAACAAACACCACUGGAUACAUGCUCCGUUAAAAGGACGACGCUUUUCAAAGUGCACCAUUGCCGUUUGGUUUUAACAUCAGGCAUUGAAGAAGUGGGUUUAUCGGGAAGUUUGCUACUCACAGCAGCAGUUACUGGAGCAUGAAAGCCGGUGUGGAGCGGAGAGCAUCUAUCUAAACUUCACUGACUCCAUUUGCUUGGUUUAGGCCAAUUUCUCCGAUCUUCUUGAAUCCUUCAUUUAUUUUCCAAAAGAAGCGUGUUUUAUUGCACCGUGGUAGUUUCUCUGUUUGGUCGCUUAGGGACUCGCCAAAAACAUCCAACUUUGUAAAAACAACAUUAAGGUUAUCGAACAUUCACUUAGAUAAGAGAAGAAAGAAAAUCGAAAGGAAAGACAGACGGAGAAGUGGAUGUAUUUUCAGCCAUGGAUGUAACAGUUUACCCGCCUCCUCCUCAGUCUCUGGCCGCGUCAGACCACACCAGGCUGGGGCAACUCUCCUACCCUGACCCGGGCUUUGGGACCAACAAGCUGGAUGGGGACACCAUGUUCCUGGGUAUGCCAGAAGCCGGCCUUGACUUUGCCUCAACCAAUCAGUUUCGUGUGCCACAGCCCCCUCACCCUCUCAGCAAGGUGACGCCAUCCAACCAACCCUCACAGCACUGGAGGAGAGACACACACAUGGCUGACACACACCGUCUGCCUUGGUCCUACUCAGUGGGUGGUUUGGGCGAUGAGGACUUCAACAUCCCGCCCAUCACUCCCCCCACCCUGCCAGAGCACAUGCUGCACCCCCAUCUCCCCCAUGAUUCCCGCUCUGGACCGUACCACCCUAUGGACCCCCCGUCCAGCUCAGCUCCACACCACCCCUACCAGCUGCAGGGCAUGGAUCUGCCUGGCAUGCCCGGGGGCCAAGAUGGAAGUGCUAUGUUGAACCAAGAUGGAGGCACAUUCAGUCCGGAUGGAGGCCCAAUGACCAGCACCCUGUCUGUGAUGCAGCAGAUGGUGAACUCUGACUCUCGGUUCACAAGCAGCCAACAGCCAAUCGAAGCUGCGCUCGGACCCAGGAGCCAAUCAGGCAUGAGCCAGCAAAGUCAGUUGUCCACCAUCAACCAAUCCCAGCUGGGGCUGAGUGGGAACUCUGUUACCCAUCAUUCUCCUUCACCCCCUGGAAGUAAAUCGGCCACACCAUCUCCCUCCAGUUCAGCUCAUGAGGACGAGAAUGAUGACGGACUCAGGCUGGGCGGUGGAGCAGAGAAGAGGCCAGCAACAGUGGACAUCGCCAAGAAACCCAAAACACCAAAGAAGAAAAAGCGCAAGGACCCCAAUGAGCCAGUGAAGCCAGUAUCUGCCUACGCCUUGUUCUUCAGGGACACCCAAGCCAACAUCAAGGCCCAGAACCCUAACGCCACCUUUGGGGAGGUGUCAAAGAUCGUGGCCUCCAUGUGGGACGGCCUGGGAGAGGAACAGAAACAGGAGUACAAGAAGAGGACAGAGACGGCUAAGAAGGAGUAUCUGAAACAACUGGCAGCCUACAGAGCCAGUCUGGUCUCACAGAGUUACAAUGACCCAUCUGAAAUGAAGCUGCCCCACUCUUCCUCCCUACCUUCCUCUUCCUCUACCUCAAUGUUUACACCCAAACCUUCGGUCUACCCUGUUCACCCAAGCCAACACCAUUCCUCCAGCUCACUGGCCCACCCCCAACACCAUCCCCACCCCCACCAACACCCCCACCCUCACCCCCACCCUCACCCUCACCCUCACUCUCACUCUCAUCCUCACCCUCACUCUCUACCUUCCCACCAGCACCCGAACAUGUACAUGCCGUACCCUCACCAGUCGCACCCUUCCCAUGCCUCCAGCCCUGGCCUCAGCCCGCACCUUCCCCCUCCUCACACCCAGAUCCACCCCCAGCUCCAGGCUCUGUCCUCCAGAGGGACUGUGCCACGGCCCAGCGUCCCCCAUCAGGGAGGUCUGUCCCUUGGCAGCAUGGCGGCGGCAUCCAGCCCUCCUCUCCAGGUCAGCCCUCCCCUGCACAGCCAGGCACACCUGGGGGGGCUGCACAGUCCACACCAUCAGCACCAUCAGCAUCAUCAGCACCAUCAGCACCAGCAGCUCAGUGGACACUCUCUGGGAAUGACACACUCGCCUGCCAUCACACAGGGCUACCACCCCUCCCUCCAUUCUGACUACCAGCAAUUAGGAGGAGGUAUGCUCAAUGGUGGAGCAGUGAUGUCAUCUUCAGUGGACUACCAUCAGCUGGGUCGACACACGCAGAACCACCACCCCUCUCUGGACUGGAGUACUGAUUACCAUGGCAACGGCGGCCUGCAGAGAGACAAACCUCUCUAUCUGAGCUAAUCUCAGGACAACAUGACAACAAACUUCAAACAAGCCCUUCGACUGCCACAGCAUGGAACCUCAUGUCUACAUGAUGAACCCAGGCCAGCCAGUCCAACCAGAACCCACGAGGACUCAACCAACAGACCACCUACACUUGAACUAAACUUAAGUUCAGCACUUCAAACAAAAGCCCCGGCAGUACAAUAAUGGCACAUUUCUGUGUAUUACUACCAACAGGGCAGUGUUAAGAACAGAAAGAAGAAAUGCUUUUCCCCCACUUUCUGCAUGCCCCACGGCUGGUCUGGCAUCUGCUAUUGGCUGUGUUUCUUCUACUGACCAUUUAUGGCAUAAGACAUGUUAUGCUUUGAAUUGAAAUUGUGUAUACCAGCGAGGAGAGGUGUGCAGGUCCUGAGCUGUGAACCAUGAUAAUAGGUGUAUAUACUCCAACCUCCCUCAGAAAGGCAUAUUCUGUCUGCCCCUUAAAAGUCCAUCUAUUUCCUCAUUUUGUAUCCAAAAGGCUAUGAGGAGCAGGUGUAAAUUGCUGUAACAUAAUAGUUUGAGCUGUCGAUUUAAAGCCAAUUGACUUUUCUUCUUUGACCUCAUACUUGCUGAAUGCUUCUCUGGCCAAAGUGAAGAGAACUCAUCACACACGAUAGGUUGAUAACCAAAUACUACACAAAUUGUGUUUCCCGCUGGUUCUUUAAUUAUAUGAAUAUUAGCAUUGGAUUUGAUGCCGUAUGGACUGAAGUCCCACACACAGAGAAACGUAUGGCAGCGUUGAACAGAGUGAUAAUGACUGAAUUCACACGGCUGUAAUUAGCUUAAGACAAAUAAGAGAAAGAGGUGGAACAGCACCUGAGGCAGUUUGUUUAAGCAGGCACUGGCUGUGAAUAAUUGUGUACGAUUAAAGAACUUUCAUUGUUCUUUUGCAGUGAGGCUCAGAUCUGCAGGGUAGAAAUUCAAUGUAUUUUAGUCCUUAAAAUAAUCAAAUGUCAAACAAUUCUUUGUAAAAAAAAAAAAAAAAGAAACAAAAAUACUCCUUUGUAUGAUGACGGCUCCUCCUCCUGGCAUAUGUCUGUUGA
Cottoperca gobio is the source of this 3511-nucleotide messenger RNA. It is a transcript of the gene tox, whose product is annotated as thymocyte selection-associated high mobility group box. The transcript is spliced from 10 exons. Gene Ontology annotation, cellular component: nucleus. Gene Ontology annotation, biological process: leukocyte differentiation; regulation of transcription by RNA polymerase II. The record is from RefSeq and is a predicted model, not a curated record. NCBI's taxonomy places the organism in Eukaryota, Metazoa, Chordata, Actinopteri, Perciformes, Bovichtidae. The coding region runs from base 513 to 2447 and encodes 644 amino acids. Gene Ontology annotation, molecular function: chromatin DNA binding.